Molecule: messenger RNA, 1011 nt
Organism: Talaromyces marneffei
Lineage: Eukaryota; Fungi; Ascomycota; Eurotiomycetes; Eurotiales; Trichocomaceae
Exons: 4
Coding region: 1-1011 (336 amino acids)
Cellular component (GO): cytoplasm; ribonucleoprotein complex; nucleus
Molecular function (GO): mRNA binding
Source: RefSeq, a predicted model, not a curated record
AUGUCUACUGCCGCAGACAAUCUCGCCGACACCCUGGCUCAAACCUCCCUCAACGACACCAACGGCGACGCCCACGUCGACGCCGCUGCUGCCAGUGCUGAUGAGGGUCGUCGGCUCUACAUUGGGAAUCUCGCAUAUGCGACCACUGAGGGGCAACUCAAGGAGUUUUUCAACGGCUACACCAUUGAAAGCGUUGCUAUCCCUGUGAACCCUCGUACCAACCGUCCUGUAGGCUAUGCCUUUGUUGACCUAGUCACCGCCCAUGAAGCCCAGGACGCUAUUCAACAGCUCUCCGGCAAAGAAAUCCUUGAGCGCAAGGUGUCCGUCCAAGUUGCUCGCAAGCCCGAACCCGCUGAAGCCAAGGAAGGUGCGGUGAGUGGCGGUGAAGGUGCCAGCGGUGGAGAGGGUCGCAAGAGGGGCCUUAACCGUGGACGUGGCCGUGGCCGCGGCCGUGGUGGCCGUUUCGCCCGCGGUGGUCGUCCCCGCACUGAAGCUCAAAACGACGAGCCUGAGGCUGCUGUGCCAACCAACGUUCCUGGCCAGGCCAUUCCCUUGACUGAGGCUGCUACCGAGAACGAGGCUGCUAAAGAAGCUAAGGCCCGUGCUUCCCGUGCUCAGAAGCAGCGUGGCCCUCCUGAGGAUGGCAUUCCUUCCAAGACCAAGGUUAUGGUUGCCAACCUUCCUUACGACCUCAACGAGGAGAAGCUCAAGGAACUUUUCAAGGAUUACGAACCCGUGUCCGCCAAGAUCGCUCUUCGCCCUAUUCCUCGCUUCAUGAUUAAGAAACUCCAGGCUCGCAACGAACCCCGCAAGGGCCGUGGUUUCGGAUUCGUUACUUUGGGAUCUGAAGCUCUCCAGGAGAAGGCUGUCCUGGAAAUGAACGGAAAGGAAAUUGAAGGACGUGAAAUUGCUGUCAAGGUUGCCAUCGACAGCCCCGGCAAGGAAGAUAUUAUUCCUGGUGAAGGCGAGGAGCAGGCCGUUGAGCCCUCCGCCGAGGAAGCCACUGCUUAA